CAAUUUCAAAAGUUAAAAAGGGAGAGGCCAGCAGAACAGAACAGAAGUUGCAGACUCAGGAACACCAAGACGAAGACGAAGAGGAAGAGGAAGAGGAAGAAGAAUAAGAGAAAGGGGAGGGGAGAUUAAUUACUAUUCUGCCACCUCCUUUAUUACCCAACCCACCUGCUGCACCCACCCAUCACCCUCAAUCCCUCUUCCUUCCUAUUCCUUUGAGUUUUCCGUCUAUAUAAACUCUCCUUCUUCUACACUCUCAGUCUCACCUCACUUUCGUUCCCCAAAAGCCUCUCUGUAUUCCUAAAUACCAAAAAGCCCGUUCCGUUCUUUUUCAUUACACUUUCCCAUCAAUUCAAGCUAUCUCCAUUCCCUUUCACACCAAUUUCAUAUUCAAUGUAACCUCCUCCUUCCUUCCUUCCUUCCUCAUCAAUUAAACUCUUGAUCUUGGAUCUCCCUAGCUUAGUGAAGCAGCUGUAUGCUCGCCUCGAAUGGACAAUUGAAACUCGUGGGCGAAUAGGAGAGAAGGAGAAGGGAAUCGUUGGGAAGUCAAAAUGCGGGUGAAAGAGAUGCAUCCUCUUUGCUGUAUCUCGCUGGAGAGUGCGGGAAUCGGGAAUCAAUCUCCGGAGGUGUCGCUUUCGAGGACAAGGAGUCUGCCUGCCAGUUUGGCUGCAGUCGGAUCUGAGCGCAAUGCCGGUGGGCGGGCUGGGGGAUCGGAGGCCACCGUGGCCGGGAUCCUCUAUAAGUGGACCAAUUACAGCAAAGGAUGGAGAUCCCGGUGGUUCCUCUUGAAAAAUGGCGUCCUCUCUUACGCCAAGAUCCGGUGGCCGGAAAACCUCAAUCUCCUCACGCCGACCGAUGACGUCAGGUUGAUUGGCGAAAUCUCAACUAACCGAUUAGCGAGGACGGACAACGGGAGUACCAUGCGUCGGAAGAGCCAGAAAUCUGCGUCUGGCGCAGUCCAUCUCAAGGUUUCAUCAUUUAGAGAGAGCAGAUCAGACGAUCGGCGGUUCUAUAUCUUUACUGCUACCAAGACUCUCCAUCUUAGAACUGAUUCAAGGAAAGAUCGGGAGGCGUGGAUUCAAGCUUUGGAGUCUACUCGUUGCUUGCAUCCACUUAGAUCACUGAAGGAUAAUAUUUCCCUUGUACCCACUGAUAUUUCGAUAUCAACUGAGAGCCUGAAGAAGCGCCUGCUUGAGGAAGGAACCUCUGAGGACGUUGUGAAGGAGUGUGAGCAAAUAAUGCUCUCUGAGUUCUCGAGAAUGCAAGGGCAACUUAAAAUCCUUUGUGAAGAGCGAUCAAAUUUGCUUGAUACAAUAAGGCAGUUGGAGGCAGCUAACAUUGAACCUGAGGCCUCUGGGAUCCAUGAUGGUGAAUACCAGUUAACAAAGCAUGAAUUUUCAAGCUUAGGACGUGCAAAGUAUAGUGAAUGCAGCACAACUGAAUCAUCUGAAGAUAUUGAGAAACAGGAGAUGGAAGAUGUGUCAGAUGAAGAUGAAAUCUCAUACUAUGACACUGCAGAGUACUUUGCAGAACCUGGUUUCAGGUGUGGGUCGUCAGGACCUCUGGUUCCUGCUGACAAUUGUAGUUAUCCUCAGAUCGCGAGACGAAGAAAGCUUCCUGAUCCUGUUGAGAAAGAGAAGGGUGUUAGUCUUUGGUCCAUGAUCAAAGACAAUGUGGGAAAGGAUCUCUCACGUAUUUGCCUUCCAGUGUACUUUAAUGAGCCAAUAUCUUCCCUUCAGAAAUGUUUUGAGGACCUAGAAUACUCUUACCUUUUGGACCGAGCUUAUGAGUAUGGAAAAUCGGGAAACAGUCUCCUUCGAGCACUGAAUGUUGCAGCGUUUGCCGUUUCUGGAUAUGCAUCAUCUGAAGGUCGUCACUGUAAACCAUUUAACCCUUUGUUGGGGGAAACAUAUGAAGCUGAUUAUCCUGAGAAAGGAAUUCGCUUCUUUUCUGAAAAGGUCAGUCAUCAUCCAACUCUCAUUGCCUGCCACUGUGAAGGUAGAGGAUGGAAGUUUUGGGGUGAUAGUAACAUUCAUUCAAAGUUUUGGGGCAGGUCAAUUCAGCUUGACCCAGUGGGAGUUCUGUCUGUAGAAUUUGAUGACGGUGAAAUAUUUCAAUGGAGUAAGGUCACCACAACAAUUUAUAAUCUUAUCCUUGGUAAAAUAUACUGUGAUCAUCAUGGAAACAUGGAUAUACGCGGUAAUCGCCAAUAUUCAUGCAGACUCAAGUUCAAAGAGCAGACCAUUCUUGAUCGAAAUCCUCACCAGGUGCAUGGAUUUGUUGAAGAUGUCACGGGGAAAAAGGCUGCUGCCUUAUUUGGCAAGUGGGAUGACAGCAUGUACUAUGUUAUUGGUGAUGGGAAUGUCAAGUCAAAACAUAUAACUUCAUCAGAUGCAUCGAUGCUGUGGAAAAGGACUAAACCUCCUACUAAUCUCACUCGUUACAAUAUGACAUCGUUUGCUAUAACUCUGAACGAGCUUGUACCAGGACUCAAGGAGAAGCUCCCGCCUACGGAUUCCAGGCUGAGACCAGAUCAGCGGCAUCUAGAGAAUGGGGAAUAUGAGAAGGCGAAUUUGGAGAAACAAAGGUUGGAGAAGAGACAAAGAAUGUCAAGGAAAAUACAAGAAAAUGGUUGGAAACCUAAAUGGUUCCAAAGAGAUGGUGAAAAUGGAACGUUUCGAUAUGUGGGCGGGUAUUGGGAAGCCAGAAAGCAAGCAAAAUGGGACGGAUGCCCGAAUAUAUUUGGUGAUUUUAAUGGAGACUCGGUUGCUCGUUUGGAUGCAUCUUGAUUUCAGUCCAGGUAAGUUAUUGGUAAUGAAGGCAGAAUUCAUACGGGGCAGUGUUUUAAGACAGAAUGAAAGGGACAGUAGAACCUCGUUAAAUGGCGCCCUCAAGUUCAGCACAAACAAAGCCACAAAACUUCGUUAUUGCCCUUUUGUUGGUGAUAUGGAAGUGAUGAACCAGAAAAAAGGGGAACUAAAAUAACGCAACUCGUUUUUCUUACAGUUGCUUAUGGCAAAUAUGGAAUUUACUUGGAAUAGCUUAUAUCAGCUGGACGAGUUGUAUUGUUUUCUUAUUUAGUUGCAUGUAUUUAUAACUCUGAAGAGCUUUUUUUUUUUUUUUUUUUUCCUUUUUCUUUUUUGGGGUCCACUCAUGAUCUCUGAGAAAAGAACUCCGCUUAGCGAAGGUGCACCAGGGUGUCGUCACUAUGUUAGGAAUAUAGUAGUAUUAUAUGCUGCCUUUUAUUUUUUUAGAAUAAAAAAAUAUUCUUGUUAGUACGUAGUUCUGUUAUCCACCUUAUGUAUGAUUCCCUCAGCUGCCUAGGUGGGGACAUUAUUUUCAUGGUGGUUUGUAUUUUAUUAGAAAAAAGAUUACAUGAAAUAUUUUUCCUCC
This is a messenger RNA of Neltuma alba, 3390 nucleotides long. RefSeq names its product oxysterol-binding protein-related protein 2A. Gene Ontology annotation, cellular component: cytosol; membrane. Gene Ontology annotation, molecular function: sterol binding. The coding region runs from base 549 to 2786 and encodes 745 amino acids. The transcript is spliced from 11 exons. NCBI's taxonomy places the organism in Eukaryota, Viridiplantae, Streptophyta, Magnoliopsida, Fabales, Fabaceae. The record is from RefSeq and is a predicted model, not a curated record.